AUGGCAAGUGGGGGGCAAGCCCCAACGUCUGGCACUCCUCGCGCUCCUCAUCCGUCUUGGGCCCAGCUCUCCUCCAAAGUCACUCCGACUCUCGAUUCCUCCCCCCUCCAUAACCCCACAGUUCUCAACAAACUUAAAGCCUCUACGUCGGAGUACAUCAAAGUUGAUAAUGAUACCCUCAGUCGAGUUCAGCUUCGAUUUCAGCAUUCCCUCAUCGGCAAAUUCUUCGGAAAACCCCCCUCCUUCGAUCAAGUAAAAUCCAUUCUCUUGAAAAAAUGGGAGAACUUAGGAGAGAUUCAGAUUUCUGACCUCCCCAACGGUUUCCUUCUCAUUAGGUGCCCUGAUCAAAUUGUUCUUCAGUGUCUCCUUUCCGAUGGUCCCUGGACUAUUAAUGGCAUCAUCCUCCAGCUUACUCCAUGGCGCCCGUUCUUUGAACCAGCAUUCACCAAGCUUACCUCGGCUGCUGUUUGGGUUCAACUUCACAACUUACCCAUUGAGUUCUGGAGUGGGGACACAAUCGAAACCAUCACCAGUCAUUUGGGUAACCUUCUGAAGAUCGAUGACCUAACUCUCUCCUUGACGCGCACUAAAUAUGCCAGAGUUUGUAUUGAAGUUGAUUUAUCCAAACCUCUUAACAAAGGAUUCUGGCUUGGUGAUGAUCUAAACCGGAUUUUUGUUAUCAUCCUCUAUGAACGUUUACCCACCUUUUGUUAUUCUUGUGGAGUGAUUGGGCACGGCUCGAGCAACUGCAAUCGUUCUCCAGCAGCCGGGAAUACCAAGGUCUCUCAGCCCCCUAUCUCUUCGUUAGGGCCGGAGGUUAGGCCAAGGUAUUCCUCCAUGUAG
Molecule: messenger RNA, 843 nt
Organism: Dioscorea cayenensis subsp. rotundata (Guinea yam)
Lineage: Eukaryota; Viridiplantae; Streptophyta; Magnoliopsida; Dioscoreales; Dioscoreaceae
Exons: 1
Coding region: 1-843 (280 amino acids)
Molecular function (GO): zinc ion binding; nucleic acid binding
Source: RefSeq, a predicted model, not a curated record